This is a messenger RNA of Gopherus flavomarginatus (Mexican gopher tortoise), 2366 nucleotides long. It is a transcript of the gene SKI, whose product is annotated as SKI proto-oncogene. Bases 199 to 2343 code for a protein of 714 amino acids. Gene Ontology annotation, molecular function: RNA polymerase II cis-regulatory region sequence-specific DNA binding; DNA-binding transcription factor activity, RNA polymerase II-specific; SMAD binding. Gene Ontology annotation, cellular component: nucleus. The record is from RefSeq and is a predicted model, not a curated record. NCBI's taxonomy places the organism in Eukaryota, Metazoa, Chordata, Testudines, Testudinidae. The transcript has 7 exons. Gene Ontology annotation, biological process: negative regulation of BMP signaling pathway.
AGUGCCCCCGGGCCGGAGGGAAGGGGCCGGGCACACGCGCCCCGCGGGGACACUCAGCGACAGCGGGGGUGGGGGCCGGCUGACCCCGGAGGCGAGGCAGGGCGGGUUCAUGUGUUGGCCCCGGGCUUAGUGGAGUCGGACCCGGGGCUUUUCUGUCUUUCUCUCUGGUUGUCGGUCGGGGCGGUGAGGGGCUGAAAGAUGGAGACUGUCAGUCGAAGCAGCUUCCAGCCGCAUCCCGGGCUGCAGAAGACCUUGGAACAGUUUCAUCUGAGCUCCAUGAGCUCGCUGGGUGGCCCGGCCGCCUUCUCCGCCCGCUGGGCGCAGGAGAUGUACAAGAAGGACAAUGGCAAAGAGCCGGCGGAGCCCGUCCUCCACCUGCCCCCCAUCCAGCCCCCGCCCGUCAUGCCGGGCCCCUUCUUCAUGCCGUCGGACCGCUCCACGGAGCGGUGCGAGACCAUCCUGGAAGGGGAGACCAUCUCCUGCUUCGUGGUGGGUGGGGAGAAGCGGCUCUGCCUGCCCCAGAUCCUGAACUCCGUGCUCAGGGACUUCUCCCUGCAGCAGAUCAACUCGGUGUGCGACGAGCUGCACAUCUACUGCUCCAGGUGCACGGCCGACCAGCUGGAGAUCCUGAAAGUCAUGGGCAUCCUGCCCUUCUCGGCCCCCUCCUGCGGGCUCAUCACCAAGACGGACGCCGAGAGGCUCUGCAAUGCCUUGCUCUACGGGGGCACCUACCCGCCCCACUGCAAGAAGGAGUUUUCCAGCACCAUCGAGCUGGAGCUCACCGAGAAGAGCUUCAAGGUGUACCACGAGUGCUUUGGGAAGUGCAAGGGACUCCUCGUGCCAGAGCUGUACACCAACCCCAGCGCUGCCUGCAUCCAGUGCUUGGACUGCAGGCUCAUGUACCCGCCUCACAAAUUUGUGGUCCACUCGCAUAAAUCCUUGGAGAACAGGACUUGCCACUGGGGCUUUGACUCGGCGAACUGGAGGUCCUAUAUCCUCCUCAGCCAGGAUUACACCGGGAAAGAGGAGAAAGCAAGGCUGGGCCAGCUCUUGGAUGAAAUGAAGGAGAAAUUUGACUACAGCAACAAAUACAAGAGAAAAGCACCCAGGAUCCCUUCAGAUCCUCCUGCUUCCAAAAAGCCCAAAACUGAUGACUCUGCUUCCCAGUCUCCAACUUCUGCCGAGAAGGAAAAGCAGUCCAGUUGGUUACGAUCCUUGUCUGGUUCAUCCAAUAAGAGUAUUGGUUGUGUCCAUCCCCGUCAACGCCUCUCUGCUUUCCGGCCUUGGUCCCCUGCUGUUUCAGCAAACGAGAAAGAUCUCUCAACACAUCUUCCCAUACUGAUCCGAGACAGUUUUUACUCCUACAAAAGUUUCGAGAAUGCUGUGGCCCCCAACGUGGCUCUUGCCCCUCCUGCUCAGCAGAAGAUUAUAAGCAAUUCCCCAUGUGCCACAGUGGUGUCACGGAGCAGUGAGCCAAUGAGCAGCCCAGUCCAGCCACGGAAAAGGAAGCUGACUACAGACAACCCAGCAGUCCCGGACACAGUGACCACUGUCACUGCUACCGAAGAGGACAAAGAGUCAGAAGCAGAGAUUGAAGUAGAAACCCGGGAGGAAUGUAAGUUCACCUCAUCCCUGUCCUCGCUCUCCUCCCCAUCCUUUACUUCAUCCAGCUCUGCGAAGGACAUGAGCUCACCUGGCAUGCAAACCAUGGCCACUGUCAGCAACUCUUUUGAAGUUGCCACCCAUGCUGAGUCUCACAGCAGCGGAUUGGAAGCUGAACUGGAGCAUCUAAGGCAGGCCCUGGACAGUGGCCUGGAUACUAAAGAAGCCAAAGAGAAAUUCCUCCAUGAAGUGGUUAAAAUGAGAGUGAAGCAGGAGGAGAAGCUAAAUGCUGCCUUGCAGGCUAAACGAAGCCUGCACCAGGAGCUGGAGUUCCUGCGUGUGGCUAAGAAGGAGAAGCUGAGAGAGGCAACCGAGGCAAAGCGCAACUUGAGGAAAGAGAUCGAACGUCUUAGAGCUGAGAACGAGAAGAAAAUGAAAGAAGCCAAUGAGUCGCGGAUACGACUAAAGCGGGAACUGGAGCAAGCCAGGCAGAUCCGGGUGUGUGACAAAGGAUGUGAAGCGGGCAGGCUGCGGGCCAAGUACUCUGCCCAGAUUGAGGACCUACAGGUUAAGCUUCAGCAUGCCGAGGCUGACAGGGAACAGCUCCGAGCUGACCUGCUGCAUGAGAGGGAGGCUCGGGAACACUUGGAAAAAGUGGUCAAGGAACUUCAGGAACAACUGUGGCCUAAAUCAAGCAAUCAUCCCAGCAGUGAGAACACAGCAAACGACACUGAGAACUAACGUCCGAUCUAGAAACAGAAUGA